Ooceraea biroi (clonal raider ant) is the source of this 1983-nucleotide messenger RNA. Its product is annotated as partitioning defective 6 homolog gamma. Gene Ontology annotation, molecular function: protein binding. NCBI's taxonomy places the organism in Eukaryota, Metazoa, Arthropoda, Insecta, Hymenoptera, Formicidae. Gene Ontology annotation, biological process: centrosome cycle. The record is from RefSeq and is a predicted model, not a curated record.
AUAGUUAAAUUAUCGAGAGCUCACUCCUUAAAUUCCUUUACUCGUAGAACUGCGGCCUAUCCUCCUUUCAAGUUUUAAUUGGCUUUAGGUUUAUAAAUCUGAAUAAAUCAACGUUUGUACAUAGUGUUUCCAUGUAUUAAAACUAAACCGUGCUACUAAAAGAGAGGUUUUGUCUUUUUCGACAACGCCUAUCCCAGUCCUACCUAUUUCUUUCAUUCUUCUCACUUGUGCCACUUGCUUUGCAUAUUUGGUUAUUCUACUAAUUUCUCUCAUUUUGAUAUUGUCUAACAAAAUUACAAGAACUUAUGCAAGUCUUAUGACACUAAUAUACAGGUAGGUGACUAAUAUACAGGUAAGACGGUGUCAAGUGUUGACAGGUGAUUAAUCUAGUAAAUAAUGCAAGAUUUCGAGAUUGUACCGAGUAGAAGAUAAUCCUAUAAUAAAUUUUAGUUAAAAUAUACUUGAAUAUAUAAGUUACGAUACAAAUUGAUUCUGUAUGGGGAAAAUUUUUAAUUAAAGUGUUUCACAAGAAGUAUCUAAUAUAACCUUAAAUCAAUGAUGCGAUAUACAAGCUCAAACUCGGAAAAGAAAUACGCACGUUAUUGCGUUCUGCAAUUGGAGAGAUAUUUAAAAACUCAAAGCCAUAACAAAGCUUUGUAUGUAUAUUUUUUGGCCUUUUUUGCAGGUAUUGAAAGCUCUAUAGCUGUCAGAUAAGAAUGGCUUUGGUUAUGUCCAAGAAACAGGACAAAAUGGACAAUAAUAUUGUCGCCGUGAAAAGUAAAUUUGAUGCCGAUAUCAUCCGAUUUUCCAUGAAUCGAAAUGAGCCUAUGAGAUACGAAGAGUUUGGGAUGCUUCUAGCACAGCGCCACGCUAUAGGAAAAGAUUUUAAUUUUUCAAUAUGCCACGCGGAUACUGACGGAGAUUUGCUUCCCAUAAAUAAUGAUAAUAAUCUGGCUAGAGCUUUGCUAGCUGCCAGAUGUUUGUUAAGAAUAUUUAUUCAAAGAAAAGGUGAUGGAACGUGGGAUAAUGUACAUGGGACAAUAAAAACAAAAAAUUUUAUAUCUAGUAUAUUGGGCACACCUGGAAGACCGAAACCUAUUGCUAUUUCAAAUCCACAUGAUUUUAGACAAGUGUCCGCCAUUAUCGACGUCGACAUUCUGCCAGAAACUUGUCGACGGGUACGUCUUUUAAAACAUGGUUCGGACAAACCUCUAGGAUUUUAUAUCAAGGACGGCGAAAGUUACCGCGUACUGCCACCGUCUGCUGGUGGAGGAAUCGAAAGAGUUCCAGGAGUAUUCAUCAGUAGAUUGGUGCCAGGUGGUCUAGCAGAGAGCACAGGACUUUUAGCUGUAAACGAUGAAGUCCUGGAAGUAAACGGUAUAGAAGUUGCAGGCAAAACGCUUGACCAAGUAACGGAUAUGAUGAUAGCAAAUUCAUCUAAUCUCAUCAUAACUGUCAAACCAGCAAACCAGAGGACAGCGUUAUCCGUAUCUCGUCACGGUUCAUUCUCGCGCAACAGCCAAUUGUCAACAAGAAGUCACCAGUCUACACAAAGCGCCGACAGUGAUGAGGAGACGGAUGAAAUUGUUGAUCUCACGGGCUUGACGGUGUAGGACGCUCCGACAUCAUCCACGUGGAGCACCGUCACCAUUAUCGUUACAGCAUCAUGUUUAUCGAAUUGUACAUCAAAUAGUUAUUAUUCUGCUUCAUGUAUGUUCUUAUACGCAUAUAUACUUUAAUAUAUAUUAUAUUACUUAUAUUAUUUAUUAUUUUAUAUUUAUGCGUAUUUCUAUACGCGUUAUACAUUUAUGUUGUAUGUAUUUUUAUUAAAAUUACUUUACGUUUAUUGUAGCCAUAAGCAUUUUAUUAUAUGCACAUAUAUACACACACACACAUGUAUAAUAUAUUUUUACAAUAUAUAUAUAUUUUUUUAAUAUUUAUUUUAUUAUAGUAAAAGUAUAGUAGUAGAUAAACUGUGAAAAA